GCAUAAACAAAGUCACAAUUUCCAUAUAUAUUGAACAAGAAGGGUGUAUAGUAAAGUAUACUUCUUCUCUUCUUCUACUUAUCAUGUCCAAUUAUAACUUUUACUCAAACGAUAGUCUAUAUUAUUCGCCUCCUUCAAGAACACUCAGUGAAACAGACCUAAAAGACCUUUUCGAGCCUCUUGUUGACCUGACUUUAUUUCAAGACUUAUCUCCUUCAGCUGUUGAAGCAUCUUCACCCAAGACAACAGAUUCGCUAUCGGAUAAUGAUUCUUCACCUCAUUCACAAUAUAUAAGCUUCUUGAAGGACCCUGAACUCGUGAUCCAUGUAAAUUCAGUCUUUUUUCUCUAAAAAAAAUUUGCUUAUCUUUCUCUUUAUAUAAAAUCUAGGAACCACCAAAUGAUUUCUUUCUCAACUAUUUAACUUGCGACAUGCCUCCUGAAAAGCCACUUUAUACGAAUGAAGAAAGCAACCGCCCUCAGAUUCGCAUUCUCGGGGUGCCAAGCACAGGCGCCAAAUCGCGCGUCGAAACUCAGAUAAAGUUGUGUAUCCAAUUAAUGACAAAAGAUGAAAAGAAAGUAGUCGACUGGUCCUAUAUUCGUCUGGGUGAAAACAUGCUUGCCAGAUCUCGAUUGCGUAAAAGCCAACAACAAGUAAAACCAUUAGAUGGGUCAAUUGCUACUAUGGUAUCAGACGAAUCCAAGGUAUUGCAACUAGAGGCUAAAGUGAUAUGUGCCAGCAGUAGUAACACGGAUCAUCCGGUUCGAAUGUGUGUGGGCUGUGUACGACGUGAGAGGAAGCGGGCCGAAAGAACAAAAGAUGGCAAGUCAAAGGAUCUUGUUGUUCUAUCUCAAGACAUGGAAGCCGAAAGAGACCGCAUCUUAUUGUUUAAUUGCAAUCCAAUGAUCAACUUCUCAUCGGGAGAUGCUAUUUUGCCUACCAGAAUUACGUGCUAUUGUAGACAUCAUAAUGAAAAGGAAGGAUUUAGGAUUUGUUUUGCGAUGAAGAACCAUCAAGGCCAUGUUGUAGCUACGGGUAUUUCUCCACCUAUUAUGAUAACAGAUGAUCAUAAAAGCUCAAAACAAAAGAACAGCCGCAAGAGGUCAAGAGAUGAAAAUACGCAUAUCAUUUCACGUCCUGACACUCCAGCUCCUUCUCGUCGAGGCUCUAUGUCUACAGGUGAAGAAAAAAACACGUUGACUUCACUUUCAUUAGAAGACGGAGAGGAUAGCGAAGAAGAGCAAGGUCUUUCCACACCCACAAGCCUUGAAUUCAUGCAGCCUGGAUUCAAUCUCGCACCUCAGCCUACUCCAAGCGAGGAAUGGCCAUUUAAUCGCCGCCGUCGCACGAUUCAAGGUUAUACUUCUUCAGAUGCCUCUGCAAACGCGCUUAUCAACUCCAUGCUUGACAGAGUGCCGCAACUUGAGCGCCUCGUACCAUCACAAGGACCUACCUAUGGCGGCAUAGAAGUGACCUUAUUAGGUUCCGGGUUUUACCGAGGUUUGACUUGUUUGUUUGGUGAACAUGCUGCCACGACUGUCUAUUGGAAUGCCAAUACAAUGGUAUGUCUCUUACCGCCUGCCGCACAGACGGGUCCUGUGGUUGUGUCAUUCAAAGAGCAUCCUUUGGUACUUGAAGGUCAAGAUGUAGCAAUUUUUACUUAUUAUGAUGCAAGUGAUCAUGCCUUACUUGAACUCGCAUUGCAAGUGGUAGGUCUAAAAAUGACGGGGAAACUUCACGAUGCAAAACACGUUGCCAUGCGGAUUGUUCAGGGAGGAGAUCAACAAAACUCGUCUUAUCAAAGCUCUGUUUUGGAAGCUGUUGAGCAGUCGGAUCAACUGAUAGACUAUACACAAACAAACAAUCAAGGUCACACGUUGCUUCAUUUAGCUGUAUUACUCAACAACGAAGCUUUGGUAAGAGCACUGAUUGCUAGCUAUCAAUACCGUCCUGCUCAAGAAAAACUCGCAUUUCUGAAUACGCAAGAUAAGAAUAAUAUGACAGCACUUCAUCUCGCUUGUCAAAGCAAGUCAAGAGACUUAGUGCGAGUAUUGCUUUAUGUGGGAGCGAGCUCAAACCUCCAAUCAAAUUGGGGACUGCCGUCGUCUCUAUGUCAGGAAGAAUCAGAUCUUCUAGAUUUACUUGAUUUGUACAAUAAGAAUAACUCUAUAAGGCGAAAACCACUUUCUAGAAGAAAUAGUCAUAUGAGCCAUCGGUUUCAUAGUUUGAGUAGUACAGAUUCAAUCAAAGUUAUCGUUUCGCCUUCAAUGGAAUUAGACGGCUUAGGCUUUGUGCGUCACAAACUAAAUUGUCGCCUUUAUCUCUUUUGGGUGCCGAUGUUUAUAGGUAAGUUUAUUCUUUUGUUUGGCUUAUAUUGAUUGUUCCUCAUAGUGGCUAUCUGUUUACUCUUUAUACGCCUGUUAGACCAAUCCGGGUUACUAAACCUGGAAAUGUUCCCUAGAAGCCGUCCUUACGGAAUUUCUUUAUCUAUUUGAGUUAUUUAUAUCCUAUUUAUGCAUUUGUUCAUUCAUCCAUUCAUUUUUUUUUCAAGCAUAUUUAAACAUUUUAUUUUGUUUUAGUAGAGUUUUUCUAUAUAUUAUUAGAAUGAAAACACCUGUAGCAUACAAUAAAGUUCCAUUUCUCUGAAG
This is a messenger RNA of Gilbertella persicaria, 2647 nucleotides long. RefSeq lists its product as uncharacterized. Gene Ontology annotation, molecular function: protein binding. Lineage: Eukaryota; Fungi; Mucoromycota; Mucoromycetes; Mucorales; Choanephoraceae. The transcript is spliced from 5 exons. Bases 431 to 2377 code for a protein of 648 amino acids. The record is from RefSeq and is a predicted model, not a curated record.